Messenger RNA from Tetrapisispora phaffii CBS 4417, 429 nucleotides. It is a transcript of the gene RPL25, whose product is annotated as 60S ribosomal protein uL23. The transcript is spliced from 2 exons. Gene Ontology annotation, molecular function: structural constituent of ribosome; rRNA binding. Bases 1 to 429 code for a protein of 142 amino acids. The record is from RefSeq and is a predicted model, not a curated record. Gene Ontology annotation, biological process: ribosomal large subunit assembly; translation. Gene Ontology annotation, cellular component: ribosome; cytosolic large ribosomal subunit. NCBI's taxonomy places the organism in Eukaryota, Fungi, Ascomycota, Saccharomycetes, Saccharomycetales, Saccharomycetaceae.
AUGGCUCCAUCUGCUAAGGCUUCUGCUGCUAAGAAAGCUGUUGUCAAGGGUACCAACGGUAAAAAGGCUUUGAAGAUUAGAACUUCUGCUACUUUCAGACUUCCAAAGACCUUAAAGUUGGCUAGAUCUCCAAAGUAUGCUACCAAGUCUGUUCCACAUUACAACAGAUUAGAUGCUUACAAGGUUAUUGAACAACCAAUUAACUCUGAAACCGCUAUGAAAUUAGUUGAAGAUGGUAACACUUUAGUUUUUCAAGUCUCCUUGAAAGCUAACAAAUACCAAAUCAAGAAGGCCGUUAAGGAAUUAUAUGAAGUUGAUGUCAAAUCCGUUAACACUUUAAUCAGACCAAACGGUACCAAGAAGGCUUACGUCAGAUUAACUGCUGACUACGAUGCUUUAGACAUUGCUAACAGAAUCGGUUACAUCUAA